Messenger RNA from Dryobates pubescens (Downy woodpecker), 1871 nucleotides. RefSeq names its product dual specificity phosphatase 15 (gene DUSP15). The record is from RefSeq and is a predicted model, not a curated record. Gene Ontology annotation, cellular component: cytosol. Gene Ontology annotation, biological process: regulation of cell population proliferation; transforming growth factor beta receptor signaling pathway; positive regulation of JNK cascade. Bases 76 to 1176 code for a protein of 366 amino acids. The transcript has 6 exons. Gene Ontology annotation, molecular function: protein tyrosine/serine/threonine phosphatase activity. Lineage: Eukaryota; Metazoa; Chordata; Aves; Piciformes; Picidae.
ACAGGGGUGGGCAUGGCGCAGGCAGGAGCAAGCAGGAGCAGGCAGGAGUGGCUAUAGCCCGGCUUGGCAGCAGGUAUGGCCCAGGCAGAGGUGAACAUGGCACAGGCAGGGGUGGCCACGCCACUGGGCAGCGAGCUGCGUGGCCACACCGCCCUUCCCUGGUGCCGCAGGACAAAGGUUUUGUUCUUCUGCCCACACUGGGGCCUUGCGCGGGCAGCGGCGCCAGGCAGCAGCGGCUCCCACGCCACGCGCGGAGGGGGAGCUCCUGCUCCUUUGUCUCCGCCGGCAGCCGAGAGCGGCAGUGCCCCGGCAGCGUCCCGGCGGGAGCGGCGGAGGACGGCGGGACCGAGUUCCCCCCUGUCCUGGCACAGCCGGCACCGGCUCAGCCUCGCUGCCCCGGGCAGGGAACGCGGAGGAGCUGAGCUCUUCAUGACGGAAACCCCGGCGGGGAGCGUGCGGAGCGGGGACAGCCGCGGCCGUGCCUGGGGACGCGGAGGACGGCGACAGCAUUGGGGACAAGGACAGCCACGGUCGGCACCCACCGCGGCGUCGGCCGCCGGCCAUGGGAAACGGCAUGAGCCAGAUGCCAAAGACCUGGAGCAGCUGAGCAGGAACAAGAUCACCCACAUCGUUUCCAUCCAUGAGUCUCCCCAGCCCUUGCUGCAGGACAUCACCUACCUCCGGAUCCCUCUGCCAGACACCCCUGAGGCCAACAUCAAGAGGCACUUCAAGGAGUGCAUCAGCUUUAUCCACCAGUGUCGCCUGCACGGAGGGAACUGCCUCGUCCACUGCCUGGCUGGCAUCUCCCGCAGCACCACCGUGGUGGUCGCCUACGUCAUGGCCGUGACGGAGCUGAGCUGCCAGGAGGUGCUGGAUGCCAUCAGGACCAUCCGGCCCGUGGCCAACCCCAACCCUGGCUUCAGGCAGCAGCUGGCUGAGUUCGGCGGAGGCUCAGCUCGCAAGGUCCGCAGGCACCUGAAGCAGAGGUUUGGGCCAUCCCCUUUCAACGACGAAGAAGAGAUCAAAGCCUUGCUGCCAGCAGGGAGGGGAGGAUCAGCCAGGGCAGAGGGAGCCCGGCAAGGACUGGUACAAAGAGGCAGAGACAUCAGGAGCACAACUCCCUUCCUGCUGCGGGUGAAGAGGACAUUCUCCUGCAUCCCAGCUUGUCUGAAGUGACCCCCAGGCAAGGGAGAGUGGCCAGAGUCACCCAGCAGCCUGGGAGAGAGGAAGGAGCCACAGCAGAGCAGGCCAGGGCAGCACGCUGCAGGGGAGCCAGGUCAACCCUGCUCCUUCUUCUCUUCUCCGUGCCACCCCCUGACCUGGCUCUCAGCUGCUAGGGAGGGACUCAUGGGCACUGCCAAGCUCUGCAGCCUGUGGUGGGCUCAGCCUCUUCUCAUCCAGCAUCCUGGGGACGCUGCUGCAAGGUGUCCCCAGGUCACUGCAGACUCCUGCUGGGAGCAGGAUGACAGAUGGGGGCUCACCAGCACCUGGGUGGUGCCAGCAGCAACUUUACCCCUCGGGUACCUGCUGCAGGGGCCUCGGGGCACACAGGGUGCAGGAGAACCAGCAGUCCCCUUGGAGCAGUUUUCCUACCAGCAGCACAAGCUCCCAGAGCCGUGGUGGACACAGAGCAGGGAUGUGUGGGCAGGUUAGCAGGUGAUGCCACCACAGCAGCUCCCAGGAGAGGGCCCAGCUCCAGCCCAGCCCAGCACAAGCCCUGAGCGAGCACUGCAGCUUCAGGAGCCCAUUGCAGCCCAUUCCCACCCAUCCCAGGGCACAAUCUCUAAAGGGUGGGAGCUCAGCCUUUGCCCACCCACCUCAGCAGAGCCUUAAAGCCAUUUUGCUCAAAGACUUUCUAUGCCCCCCUCUAC